Paramecium sonneborni is the source of this 3958-nucleotide messenger RNA. The record is from the annotation of a GenBank genome assembly. Lineage: Eukaryota; Ciliophora; Oligohymenophorea; Peniculida; Parameciidae.
AUGCUUACAAAAAAUGACAAUAUGAGUUUGUUAGGUUUUGUCCCAGCAUUGGUUGUUCAAUAUUUGGCCAAUUAACAAUAAAUAGCUUAACUACCAGAAAAACAAAAUUUAAGAUCUGUAGUGAUGUUUGCUGAUAUAUCUGGAUUUACGAAUUUGACAGAAACAUUAUCGAAAUUAGGAAAUGAAGGUUCUGAGCUGAUUGCUUUUGCUAUAAAUCGAUAUAUGGAAUUACUAGUAUCAGCAAUAAGUAAGAGUGGAGGAGAUAUUUUUAAGUUUGCUGGGGGUAUGUAAUGAAGUAAUUUUAGAUGCAAUGAUUGUAGUAUGGCCUCCUUCAAUAAAAGAAAAUGUAUUAGAAAACCAUGAAGAAUUAAAAGUAAUAUGUAGAUUAGCUGUACAAUCAGCUUUAGACAUUUAAUCAAAGUUGAAUAAUACUACGAUUUUAGAAGAUAUAAAGCUUUCAGUUAAAAUUGGAUUUGGGAUAGGAGAUAUAAAUAUAAUAUAUGUGGGAGGGGUUUUUGGUAGAAGUGAGUAUUUGGCAACAGGUGAUCCUUUAACAUAGGCAUUUAAGAGUGAACAUCAUGCUACGAGUGGAGGAUAGAUCAUAGUUUCACAGGAAGUUUUUGAAAUGGUUUCUGACUUUUUUGUGUUUUAGAAAUUAUAAGCCGAUUGUAGCUUUUAUAUGGUUGUAAAAUUAAUUAAUAAUAAAGUUUAAUUGAAAGCUGGAGCUUAAUUAAUAAAAAAUAGAUUAAGUGGAAUAAAUAAGUAGUAAAUAAUGACAUUUAUACCAGCAGCAUUAAUACCUUAUAUAGAGAUUGAGUAGGAGAAAUGGAGCAGUGAAUUACGAAGAAUAACGACUUUGUUUAUAAAUUUAGGAAUAGAUUUAAGUGAUGCUGAUUCUAGAUUAUAGCACAUCUAAAAGGUGAUAGAAGUUGUAUAGAAAUGUAUUUACAUAAAUGAAGGAUCUCUUAAUAAAUUAUUAAUGGAUGAUAAAGGUUCAACUUUAAUAGUAGGUUUUGGAUUACCUCCUUUAAAGCAUUAAGAUGAUCCAAUUCGUGCAUUAUUAGCAGCCUAAUUAUUAGUAAAAUAGCUUAGUUUAAUUAAUUGUAAAUGUUAUAUUGGAGUUGCAACUGGAGUAGUAUUUACAGGAGUUGUAGGAACAAGUGGGUCAAGAAGAGAAUAUUCAAUUCUUGGAGAUGCUGUUAAUUUAGCUGCUAGAUUAAUGUAAUUAGCGAUGACAGAAAAUAAAUCUAUAUUAUUAUGUUAAAAAACAGCAGAAGAUUGUGAACGUAAAAUUGAUUGUGAAUUAUUUAAAAUGGUUUAAUUAAAAGGUAAGAGUGGACUUAUUCCUGUUUAUCAUAUUACAUAAUAGAAAUCUAUUUUAAAAAUUCAUUAUUAUCAAAGUAAAAUGGGAUUUAACUAAAAAGGUUUUGUUGGUGAUUAAGAUAAAAUUUAAUAUAUUUUAAAUAUUGUUAAUACAUUUUUAAUCAUGGAUAGAGAUGGUAAAAUUUCUUUAGUUGAUAUGGAUAUAGAGAGAGACUUUAUUUUGUUAAAAGGAAGUUAUGGUAUAGGAAAAACAUUUGUUAUGAAAAUUUUGGAAUAUUAAAUCAAAACCGAUAAUCAAAAGGUUUUGAUUCUAGAAUCAUCAAUUAAUUCAUUUGAAAAAAUAUUUAAAGGAAAUGGAUUUAAAACUAUCAUUAAAUAAAUAUUUGAUAUAGCACUAUCUAAAACUACUUAUAAUCAAAUAGAACUAUUAAUUUCAAUUAGUAAUGGAAAUUAAUUAGUAUAAAAAAUAUUAGAAGAAUUAUUAGAUAUAAAUGAAUGGAUGAAUGAUUAUGUUAAUAACUUUCCAAACUUUCAAUCUUCAUCAAAUACUAAUGAAGAUUAGAUGAUGAAAUCUAUAGGUUAAGCUAUUGUGAAACUAUUUGAAAUCUAUUUUGAAUAAUAAUUACCAGAAAAGAAAAAAAGACUUUAUUCAUAAAUUUUAGAUGAUGAGAUUGAUGAUAUUAACUCAAAUGAUUUAUCAUCUGAUAAAAUUGAUGUACCUCCAAUUAUUAUAGUAUUAGAUGAUAUGUAAUAUUAUGAUCAAUUAUCGUUUUAUGUAAAGUCAAUUAUUAUAUCUAGUUAAUCAAAACAAUAAUCAAAAAAUUUAAUAGAAUUUUGGUUAUUGGAAUUACAAGAGAUUAAUUUUGGGAGAUUCCAAUUAUUAGUAGAAAGGGAAAUUCUAGAAAUCCAAAUAGAAAUUAAGAAUUAAUUUAUGACAGAGGAGUUGAAUCUAUUAUAAACUUAUAUAAUGUUACUCCUAAUGAAGUCAUCAUAAAAGGAAUUAAAAACAUUCAAGAAUAAAAACAAUUAUUAUUGUUAUAUUUUGGAUUUGAAAAUUUUUCUGAUCCUAAAAUUCAUGAAGUUUUGCAUUUGAAAAGUUGUAGAUAGCCCUUACUAUUAAUUCAUUUAGUUAGAACAUUAUUAAAUAAUAAGUAUCUCAUUAAAGAAAACGAUUGUGUUUAUGCUUCUUAACAAUUACAAACAUUAUUUUAGCAUGAAGAAUGGCUCUAGAUUGAAAUUCCAUAAAUUUGCUAAUAAAUAAAUGGUCCAAUUAUUGAUUCUCUAUCUUGUGUUAAUUUAUUGCUUUUAAAAUUUGCAUGUGUAAUAGGAGAUAUUUUUGAUAUUUAAACUUUAUUUAAAAUAAUACCAUUCAAAUAAAUAAAUUAAAAUAAGUUAUUGAUGGCUUUAAAGUAACUUGUUUAAUAGGAUAUUAUCGAAUAUAUGCAUGAUGAUAAUGAGAAUCGAUAUUAUAGGUUUGUGACUCCAUUUAUGAGAGAAUGCUUAUAUUAAAGUAUGACUUAUUCUCAAAGAAGAUCAAUACAUUCUUUGGUUGCUGAAGCCUUAUAAAUUAUACCUUAACCUUAUGAAGAUUAUAAAGAACUUAAAAGAUUAGAAUACCAUUGGAGUAUGGCAGAAUAAAGAAUUAGUAUUAAAAGUUGUAAUACUUUGAUUAAGUUUUCACAUAAAGCAAAGAAAUCUCUAAUUGUGAAAUAGAUUUAAAUAAUAUUAAAAACAGAGAAUAAUGUCAAAGCCCCUUUAAAAAAAGGUUACAUAUACAAAAGAUCUGAUAAAAAAGUAUCAUGGCAAUUUAGAUAUUGUGUAAUUGAUAGUGAAAAUAUGAUGUAAAUAUGUAAUAUAAUUGUAUUUCUUUAGUUUAUAUUUAAAUAGUUAAAUGAAUGAGUAAACAGGGAUAUUGCCAUUAAAAUUAAUUUCGACAAUAAUUCCAAUUUUGGAUAAAUCUGAUGAUUAAUAGUAAUUUCGUUUAAAAGUUGAUGUUAGUAAUUGGGUGAAGAAGGGGAAAGUAAAAGGAAAUAAGAGAGGAUUUUUAUUUGCUUUUGAAAAUGAGGAUUCAUUAGAAGAAUGGACUAUAUUUUUAGAAUUUGUAAAGGCUAAAUCAAUAUAUAAUGAUUUUGUUGAGAAUUUCGGAAGAAUAUAAUUACCAAUAAAUUUAAUAAAUGAAUCUUUCGAUCCUUAAUUAACAAUAUAUUUAUAGGAGAUGUUUAAAGGUUCAAUUAAAAGGUUUAGAUAAUAAAAUGUAACAGAUUAAUUAAGUAAUAAAAAUAGAAAAUCAACACAUUUAAAAUAAUAAUAACUUCAGAUAAUUUAGAAUGUUAGUACUAAUUUUCAUUCACCAAAUAAUAAUUCUAAACGAUUAUCUGUAAGAUUUAGUGCAAUAAGUGAAUAAGAAGAGAAAUCUGAUGACACUCCAUUAAAAGAAAAGAUAAGAAAAUUCUUUUUUGGAUCAUUUGCAGUUUUAGCAUACCAUUUUCUAACUCAUACAUUUGAACCUAAUUAUAUAAUUCUUGGAUAAGAAGGUAGAAAUAUGAGAAGGUUAAAGAAAAGUAGAAAACAUAAAAAUAAUAUAAUGUAGAGAAUACCUAACUUUCCUUCAAUAGUUGAAUUCGAUAUUUAGUGA